GAGUUGAGUCUGAGUUAUUGUUCAUUUUUCCGGGUUCAAUCUUCAAAAAUCUUUAAAAAAAAUCCCUCCUUUCAUCAUCAUCGCAGUGUUGAUCUUCCAAAAGAUUUAUAGUCUUGAUAGAACUGUUUGAAGAAUCGCAUGAAAAUGAAGCUAUCUGAUUUUAACCGUAAACAGUUGACCGUCUCAAGUGGAAUGAAUUAUAGUUAUAUUGAUCAAGCGCCGCCAGCUGGUAUAGAUACGCGUGAAACUGUGCUUUGUUUCCAUGGAUUUCCUGAUUUCUCCUAUGGAUGGCGUUAUCAAAUCCAGGAGCUUACUCAACGAGGCUAUAGAGUCAUUGUUCCAGAUCAAGCUGGAUGUGGAGACACAGACAAACCAGUCGGUGAAUUGAAAUUCUACACCAUCUUGGCUGCAGUCAAUGCGGCCGUGGAGAUUUUGAAGCAUGAAAACAUCAACGACCAAGUCGUCGUCCUCGGUCACGAUUGGGGAGGUCUCAUUGCCUGGAGGUUUUUACAGUACCGCAGUGCUCAAGUGAAGGCUAUCGCAGUGUUAUGUACUCCGCCCUCUCCGGCAGGUCAGCAAGGACAAAAGGAACCCGACAUUGAUUUCAUCAUCUCAAGAAUCCCAACCUUUGGAUAUCAAAAAUGGUUUCAAACUCCUGAAGCCGAUGCUACAAUCGAUCCGAACUCACGUGAAUUCAUGAUGAUGGCCUACUGGAAUAUCUGGUCUGGUGCUUGGAAGCCUGAUGACGGUGUAUGGUCUCACGAAGGAAACCUCGAAAAGAUGAUAAAUGAAACCAUUCCGAAGCUUCAAGCUGCCGAUGUUCCCUCCAGCGAGCUCCAAGAGUACGUUGAUACAUUUACAAAUGGUGGAAUGCGAGGUCCGCUUUCGUGGUACAAAACUCGAGUGUUGAAUUUCCAUGACGAAGUAGACAAUCAUUUGCCUGUGACCUUCCCACCCAGGGUUCCCUGUCUAAUGUUAGCAGCCACCAAUGAUGGAGCAUUGCCACUCGAGAUGUCCGAUCCUGCCAAACUAGCACCUCUCUUCCCGGAUAACAAUUUAGAGAGAAAAGUGAUGGAGAGUUCAGAUCAUUGGCUUUUACAGGACCCCAGAAUUCGUCACAAAGUAGUCAAGACUGUCGGGGAUUGGGUUGAUGCUCGGUGUGGGCAUCAAAAAACUUCUAUGCAUGUUGAAGCUCCAAUCUCAGGAAAAGUCAAUGUUUCUGUAGUAGCUUGAGUACACAACACCAUGAUGAAAUGCUGAAAUGAUAUGUUUCAGGUGUUCAAUUCUUCAACAAACAAUGUCUUUCCACAGAAUUUUCUUUCCAAAAGAGGCGCAUCUCUCACAAAUCAUGUUCCUACGUUUUUGUAUGUUGUCCUGGUAUCAAAAAUAUAUUUCUUUGAAGUUGUCUAAUUUAAAUCAAAGCUGUGAAAUUUUUCCUGUGUAAGUAAGCUUACAGCUAGGAUCACAAAUGCAGGCGGACUCUUCAGAUUAACACAUAACUACUGGUGCACAUACC
Messenger RNA from Melampsora larici-populina 98AG31, 1516 nucleotides. Its product is annotated as epoxide hydrolase. The record is from RefSeq and is a predicted model, not a curated record. NCBI's taxonomy places the organism in Eukaryota, Fungi, Basidiomycota, Pucciniomycetes, Pucciniales, Melampsoraceae. The coding region runs from base 139 to 1233 and encodes 364 amino acids. The transcript has 13 exons. Gene Ontology annotation, molecular function: hydrolase activity.